This is a messenger RNA of Nicrophorus vespilloides, 1652 nucleotides long. Its product is annotated as tether containing UBX domain for GLUT4. Bases 73 to 1632 code for a protein of 519 amino acids. The transcript is spliced from 6 exons. The record is from RefSeq and is a predicted model, not a curated record. NCBI's taxonomy places the organism in Eukaryota, Metazoa, Arthropoda, Insecta, Coleoptera, Silphidae.
AAUAUUGGUUGGUCAUUGUUUAAAAAUAUUCUAGUGUAUAAAUCAGAUGCUUUAAUAAAAUUAUACUAUAGAAUGGCAACGAAUUUAGUGGUUUUGGCUCCAAAUGGGAGAAGACAACCAGUAAAAGUUACACCAAAUACAACUAUCUUACAGAUAAUUGAGGAGGCUUGUUCAAAACAGGGUUUCAAUCCAGAAGAAUAUGAUAUCAAACAUCAUAGAAAGAUAUUGGAUACAACAACAAUUGUUAGAUUUUCUGGUUUGCCCAAUAAUGCACUAUUAGAAUUAACUGAAGCUCAAACUGUAAGAAAAGAAACUGAGGUUGUUUUGGGCCUCCAAAUGGAAGAUGGUAGCAGAGUAAUGGGCAACUUCUUCCCUACAAACAAUCUGUGGGAUGUACUAAGCAAACUAUGUCCAAAUAUUUUAAUAUCUGGUAAAGAGUUUGUAAUAAUUUAUAUGAGGCAAGAAUUGUAUGGUGAUCAGAAGUUAAAGGAGACAGAUCUAAAAUCACUUGGUAUAACUGGUGGCAGAGCUAUGCUAAGAAUAAUUCAACGUUCCCCAGAGCAGUUAAAAACUCAAGCCAAUAUCUCUUCACCUUUACCUUCUAAACCCACAGAAGAGAAACCCUAUAUCAGGCAGAUUCAAAGAAUUCCAAGUCCUGAGAGACCAUCUCAGGAUGUACCAAAGCCUGAUGAAGGUAGUACAACCCAAAAAGAGGAGUAUAAAGAAACUAAUGAAGAUGAAUCGAAGCCACCUCAGAUGCAGAAAAAAGUUGCUAACAUUAAUCCAAUAAGCUUUAUUAAACUGGAAAAACGUAAAGCUACACAUGGAUUGAAAACUAAAAAUCAAUCUCAGCAAAAUGCAAAAACUCUUAAGCAUUCAGCUGAAGACUUCAUUUUUUUGGGAGAACGUAAUGCCAUGUUAUUUUCUUUGGAAACUGCAAAGACUGUUAGAAGCGAUGAUUUGCCUGACGAUUUCUUCGAGUUAUCUAUUUCAGAUAUCAAAAGUUUAUUCAAAGAUAUAAAGAAGCAGAGGUUGGAAUUGAAUGAUAAUCCAUUAAUGACUUCAGCUAUGCGAGAAUUAGAAGAAUCUAAAAAACAGUUACGUCAAUUAAAUCAUUAUAAGAGGGCUAUUAUAAGAAUUCAGUUUCCUAGUCAUCACGUCUUGCAGGGUAUCUUUACACCUAUCGAAACCAUUGAAGACGUUAUGAAUUUUGUUAAAGAUUAUCUUGAGGAUACGGCCCUAGAUUUUUAUUUGUUUACCACCCCUCCAAAGGAAGUUUUAACAAAGUCAUCCAGAUUAAUCGAAAUUAAUUGCGUUCCCGGUGCUUUGUUACACUUUGGUUCUGAUGUGAAACGUGAUACUUACAUAAAAAGUGAUCUGCUGACUAAGUUAACUAGUCCUUCUAUUGCUUCAUGCGCCGCGAAUACAUUUAGGGAUGAAAACACAAGGAUGAUUCAAGAUGAACCAGAAGAAGAUAUCGACUUGAAAGAACUGAUUGCUAUGGACACUACUGAUGUGAAUGUUGGCGCUAGCACUAGCGCUAAAGAAUACGAGGAUUACGACAACAAAUCACCAAUUAAGAAAGUUGAGCCCACCGAAAAAGUUCCGAAAUGGUUCAAACAAGCUAAAUAAGCAUUUUUGUUUUAAAUAUG